CAUCAUGGAUUGCGAGGACGAGGCCGUUGUUUUCGUUGCUGCUGCAAGGACCCCGGUCGGAUCCUUCAAUGGUGCCUUGUCAACCCUGCACGCCCAUGAAUUGGCUUCAGUAGUCAUUAAAGAAUUGUUGCAGAGGACAAAAAUUGAUCCUAAAGAAUUAUCUGAAGUUAUACUUGGACAAGUAUUGCCUGCAGGGGCUGGCCAGAAUCCUGCUCGACAAGCCAGUGUCGGGGCAGGGAUUCCAUAUGAGAUCCCAGCUUGGAGCUGUCAAAUGAUCUGCGGAUCAGGCCUGAAAGCCGUAUGUCUCGGGGCUCAGGCUAUUAUGACAGGAGAUUCCAGUAUUGUGGUGGCUGGUGGAAUGGAAAACAUGAGCAAGGCUCCUCAUGUCAUUCAUCUGCGUGGUGGGGUGAAGAUGGGAGAAACCUCUUUGCAAGACAGUCUUAUCGUAGAUGGCUUGACAGAUGCUUUCUACUGUUAUCACAUGGGUGUUACAGCUGAAAAUCUGGCCAAACGAUGGAAGGUCAGUCGAGAAGAACAAGACCAGCAGGCUGUAAUGUCUCAGAAUAAGGCUGAAAAUGCACAGAAGGCUGGAUAUUUUGAUAAAGAGAUUGUGCCUGUUGUUGUACCUUCUAGAAAAGGUCAGUGAGCAGUUUGACAUACUG
Messenger RNA from Protobothrops mucrosquamatus (brown spotted pit viper), 662 nucleotides. RefSeq names its product acetyl-CoA acetyltransferase, cytosolic-like. The transcript has 5 exons. The record is from RefSeq and is a predicted model, not a curated record. Gene Ontology annotation, biological process: fatty acid beta-oxidation. Gene Ontology annotation, molecular function: acetyl-CoA C-acetyltransferase activity. Lineage: Eukaryota; Metazoa; Chordata; Lepidosauria; Squamata; Viperidae. The coding region runs from base 5 to 646 and encodes 213 amino acids.